This is a messenger RNA of Bombina bombina (fire-bellied toad), 2566 nucleotides long. RefSeq names its product cell adhesion molecule 2 (gene CADM2). The transcript has 9 exons. NCBI's taxonomy places the organism in Eukaryota, Metazoa, Chordata, Amphibia, Anura, Bombinatoridae. The coding region runs from base 1 to 1338 and encodes 445 amino acids. The record is from RefSeq and is a predicted model, not a curated record.
AUGGUCAGCACAAUUGUGCUAUACAGGCAGGUCGGAACCGAUAAGUCGUCCCGCAGACUCUUAAGCACACCUGGAACAGAGGAUAUCCUUGUCCCACCAGAGGGAGUCCAGAGAUAUUCACUGGGAGCCACAGGGAGUGUCAGGCAAAGGUCAACAGUGAUGACCAGCACUCAAAAGUGGGCAAAUAGCAGACAGUAUGGUGAUAUCCAGGCAACCGAAGGGCAAUUUCCAGUCACGCAGAACCUUACAGUUGUUGAAGGAGGAACAAUAAACUUGACAUGCAGAGUUGAUCAAAAUGAUAACACAUCCCUCCAGUGGUCAAACCCAGCUCAACAAACGUUAUACUUUGACGACAAAAAAGCCCUAAGGGAUAACAGGAUUGAACUGGUUCGAGCUUCUUGGCAUGAACUGAGUAUCAGCAUCAGCGAUGUGUCUCUGUCAGAUGAAGGGCAAUACACCUGCUCCUUAUUCACUAUGCCUAUCAAAACCUCCAAGGCUUUUCUAACAGUUUUGGGUGUUCCAAAAAAGCCCAAACUUUCUGGACUUACUUCACCUGUCAUGGAAGGAGCUAAAAUUGAAUUGACUUGUACAACAUCUGGUAGCAAACCUGCGGCUCAAAUCAAAUGGUUUAAAAAUAAUCAAGAAAUCACAGGUGUUAAAAAUAAGCAAGAAAGUGAUGAUAAUGGGAAGACAUUUACCAUCACUAGUGUCCUGGGCUUCCAAGGGGAUCGAAAGGAUGAUGGUGCUAUUGUAAGUUGUAGGGUAGAUCACGAAUCCUUCAACUCCACACCACAGAUAGCAGAGCAGACUUUGGAAAUACAUUAUAGGCCAGUUGUUACAAUCCUACCCUCUACUCCAGUUCCUCAAGAAGGCCAGCAAUUGAUACUGAUCUGUGAAUCUAAAGGAAAACCACUACCAAAGCCUGUAUCAUGGACAAAGGAUGGCGCAGAACUUCCGGACCCUGAAAGAAUGACAGUCAAUGGCAGGGAAUUAACAAUUAGUUUUUUGAACAAAACAGACAAUGGCACGUAUCGAUGUCAAGUAAAAAAUGAUAUUGGUGAAACCAGUGCUGAAUAUAUCUUGAUAAUCAAUGACCCAAAUGCUUUGGCUGGACCAGCAUCACCUGAUCACGCUCUAAUAGGAGGAAUUGUAGCCGUAGUGGUUUUUGUAACACUGUGUUCAAUCAUUCUUCUUGGGCGUUAUUUGGCAAGACAUAAAGGGACAUAUUUAACAAAUGAAGCUAAAGGAGCGGAAGAUGCGCCGGAUGCAGACACAGCCAUUAUAAAUGCAGAAGGCAGCCAAGUUAACGCUGAGGAGAAAAAAGAAUAUUUCAUUUAAAUGCAAACCUGGUUAUUCCGAGUUUUACUUAUCAGGCUGACUGCUGGAGAAAACUGGCUAUCAUCUUUCAGAAUUUAUUUCUACCAUCUUCUGCUACAUUUAUUAACUUAUGCUAUCAAUAGCAAACGUAUGCCAACAAUCACUUGUUGACCGCACCAUAAUUUAAUUGCAAUUCACAAUGCCGGACUUUUCUUACUGCUUAAAAACAAGUAAAUUUCUUUUAUUAACAUUUAGUCAUUCAGUGCUUGAAUAUACAGCCUUAACAAGUUUUAUCAUGAUCAUACACCAUACUUUGUUUUAUAUGUUUACACAAUAUUCUUCCAAGCUGCCCUUUUAUAUCUUAGCUCUGAGAAAGAAAGAAAAAGAAAGAAAGAAAAAGAAAGAAAGAAAAAAAGAAAGAAAGAAAGAACGAACGAAAAAAACUACAAAUACUAUUUGCUACAGACUUGAUUACUUGAUUAGGUACACUAUCUUAAUAUAGCAUUCAAUGUUUCUUUGUUUAUGAAAGAUAUGUCACAACACAUCACCUUAACAUAGUACUAUUAAGUGUGUUAACUUCUCUGCUGUCAUUUGGGCAUAGCCAUAACUACAUUCCCUUGAGAUGUUAAGUAGGAAUGCAAUUUACUCUCUAAAAUAGUACUUCCACUUAUUUCUCUAGAUACUAAUGAUUGCUUAAGUUAGAAAAUAAAUCUUUGUGGGUACAAAAUGAUUUAUCAUACUGACAAUGUCCAUAUUUAUUUGCUCCAUGUAGAUUAAACAUUUUUUUUAUUUUUUAUUUUUAUUUAGAUUGGUGAUGUUAAGACAUAUUAGAUACUAGCUAGGCAUUUAAGUGUAUUGUAAAUAGUACAUACAGUAUAUUAUCAAUAUAAACCUUAUUUGAUACAUAUUUAACUUUUUUGGAUGUAAGCAAACCACAACCCCAUUUUCUAAUGCCCUUAAAUCCUUUUAGAUAUCACAUAAUUCAGUUUUAUGUGUAGUUAAUGUGUUUGAAUUUCUGUCUGUAUGUCCUAGCACUGUUCAGAAGCAAACUUUUCUAGUAUGUUUUCAUUUUUUAUGUUAUAAAAUUGAAGCACAAUUAUGGGAAGAUAUUUAAGCUAACAACCAGUACAAAGCCUCAGGUUUUUAAUUUCAGCCACAUAUGAGUGAUGUUCAUUAAUGAUUGUUAGAUUGUUAAACAAUUUGAAUACCAGAGAAGACUGCAACUGAAUACAUUACAGAGGUCUCUGUA